Anthonomus grandis grandis is the source of this 668-nucleotide messenger RNA. RefSeq names its product splicing factor 3B subunit 6 (gene Sf3b6). The transcript is spliced from 2 exons. Gene Ontology annotation, molecular function: mRNA binding. NCBI's taxonomy places the organism in Eukaryota, Metazoa, Arthropoda, Insecta, Coleoptera, Curculionidae. Gene Ontology annotation, cellular component: cytoplasm; nucleus; ribonucleoprotein complex. The record is from RefSeq and is a predicted model, not a curated record. Bases 162 to 527 code for a protein of 121 amino acids.
UUCAAGGUUAGGACAUAUUUGUUUUGUUUUCAAUGCUUGGAAAGUUGAAUACCUAUAGUAUCGAACUACUAUUGUAAUAACCAAAUUAUCUAUCUAAAAGAAAUUGGAGGACAAAAAUUUAGAGCUUUCGCCUUUUUGAAAAAAAUAAACAUUUUAACAAUAUGGCGUUGGCUAUGCAAAGGAAGUCCAAUGUUCGAUUGCCCCCCGAAAUAAACCGAAUUCUCUACAUUCGUAAUCUGCCCUAUAAAAUUACCGGCGAAGAAAUGUACGAUAUAUUCGGAAAGUAUGGGGCUAUAAGGCAAAUACGAGUGGGGAACACCCCUGAGACUCGUGGAACAGCUUUUGUGGUAUAUGAAGACAUUUUUGAUGCAAAGAAUGCCUGUGACCAUUUGUCAGGCUUUAAUGUGUGUAAUAGGUACCUUGUGGUUCUUUACUACCAAGCAAAUAAAGCAUUCAGAAAGACAGACCUGGACAAAAAGCAAGAGGAGAUUGAUAAAAUGAAGUCCAAAUAUGGCAUUAACACAUAGGGUAAUUUUAAUGAGUGUGAGGAUUUUAAUUAGUUUAUAUAUUUCGAACUUAAAUUUAAAAGAGGAUUUUGUCGUCAUUAUUUAUAUAAUGAAAUUUUAAUGUUGAAAAUUUCAUCUAAUAAAAUAUAAGUUUGAAAAAUA